AUGUACGGGUUACCUAAGAUCCACAAACCUAACGUUCCUCUGAGACCAAUAGUUAGCUCCCGUGAUUCUGCUUGUAGGGAAUUGUCUAAAGUCCUUCUGGACAUUUUAAAGCCUUUAGUAGGAAACACUGAUUCGUUUAUCAAAAACUCCAAAGAUUUUGUAGAAAAGUCUAAAUCUAUCGUACUGGCUGAUACUGACAAGCUGGUCAGCUUCGAUGUUGAAAGGAUUGAGUCUGCUGUUUCUCAGUUACCUGAGUCUCAGGGGGAUCAGUUCCGUUGUGAAGCUAGUAUUUUACUAAAGAAAAUUCCUACUCCUAAACCUAAUCUUAGUAAAGAGGAAACCAAAGCAGUAUCAGUCCUUGGGAAAGACGGUACUGUAAAGAUUUUGCCCGCGGAUAAAGGGAAUGCCACGGUAGUUCUUGAUACUGUGACAUACGAAGAAAAAAUGUUAGAAACUUUGCAAUCUGGCCAAUACACCCAAUUGAAAAAAGACCCCACAGAAACUUUCGAGCGUAAAAUCGCUAGUACUCUAAGAAAACACAAAAAGUUUUUUAGCGACAAACAAAGGACUCGGUUGACACCACACCAUUCCAAAAUUCCACACAUGUACGGGUUACCUAAGAUCCACAAACCUAACGUUCCUCUGAGACCAAUAGUUAGCUCCCGUGAUUCUGCUUGUAGGGAAUUGUCUAAAGUCCUUCUGGACAUUUUAAAGCCUUUAGUAGGAAACACUGAUUCGUUUAUCAAAAACUCCAAAGAUUUUGUAGAAAAGUCUAAAUCUAUCGUACUGGCUGAUACUGACAAGCUGGUCAGCUUCGAUGUUGAAAGUCUGUUUACGAAUGUCCCCGUUUCGGAAACCCUAAAAAUAAUUGAGACCCGUCUCACAAACGACGAUACUUUAGCAAACAGAACUAAACUCCCUGUUAACGUCAUAAUGGAACUUUUGGAGUUGUGUACUCAAUGUAACUAUUUCCAAUUAGAGGGUAAAUUAUACCGUCAAGAUGAGGGUAUGGCCAUGGGGUCACCAUUGUCACCUAUCUUUGCCAACAUCUUUAUGGAGGAGUUUGAGCAAAAAGCUUUGGCUUCAGCUCGGCUCAAACCGAGGAUAUGUUUGUGGAAUGCUGCAUUUUUUAGGAAGAGGUGUGGAUUCUUCUUUACGCUCAGUGUUGACUCCAGGAUAAAAAGCGCUAUCAUGGAGUGGCUGGAGCCUUCGAACCAUAGCAAACUGCCGUGA
Macrosteles quadrilineatus (aster leafhopper) is the source of this 1233-nucleotide messenger RNA. RefSeq lists its product as uncharacterized. Bases 1 to 1233 code for a protein of 410 amino acids. The transcript is spliced from 4 exons. The record is from RefSeq and is a predicted model, not a curated record. Lineage: Eukaryota; Metazoa; Arthropoda; Insecta; Hemiptera; Cicadellidae.